Molecule: messenger RNA, 1383 nt
Organism: Serendipita indica DSM 11827
Lineage: Eukaryota; Fungi; Basidiomycota; Agaricomycetes; Sebacinales; Serendipitaceae
Source: the annotation of a GenBank genome assembly
AUGAACACCCGUCUUACAGUCGCCGCUGGCGUCUUGGUUGCGCUGAACGCGCUGCCACUCGUCAGCGCUCAAUGCCAGACGACGUCGGGUUUGUCCUGGAGGCACAAGCCAGACGUCAAGGACAACGCCAUCAGCGCAAAUGUCAUCGCCAACGGCUUAACUAAGCCUCGAAGUGUUAGAUGGGCAAACGAUACGCUUAUUGUCGUUGACCAAGGCGUGGGUCUUGUUGCGUUUGUCGAAGGAGGCAACGACUGCGCAAACGGCUGGUCCAAGUCUGUCCUCGUACAGAACACAGACCUGAACCACGGCUUGGCGAUCCAAGGCUCCACAAUUUACGCGAGCUCAGUGGACAAUGUCUUCAGAUAUACCAUCAAUUGGUCCAAUAGGUCCGUAUCAUCUCCAGAAACAAUUAUACAGGGAAUGAAUCUUGCCCAAAAUCACAAGACAAGAACAUUGGAGCUGUAUGAAAAUUGGAUUCUUGUCAGCGGAGGUGCCAGCGGAAAUCUCGAGGACGAGUCCGUCGACGCCUCACAUGGGACUGCUCAGAUUCGUAGGUUUGCGUUGAACGGGACUGUACCAUCGGGUGGCUAUCGAUGGUUCGAUGGGGAGCUCGUUUCUUUUGGUAUGAGAAACGCCGUCGGGAUUACGAUGGGAGCAGACGGCAGGCAUCUAUGGACAGUCGAAAACUCUGCGGAUCAGUUGAACUAUACAAGUGGAGGUAAUUUGGUCGACAUUCACAAGGAUAAUCCAUCUGAAGAGCUCAAUGUCGUGGAUAUGAACUCUAUCGGGAAUUUCUACGGCUACCCGAACUGCUUCACUGCGUGGGAUAUGGGUUCGGUUGUGUCUGGCACGUCUCUUGCCACUGGAGACCAGUUCUCUAUCGUUCCCAACGUUACAGACGCGCAAUGUGGAAACACGACGUAUAAUACCCCGCCGAGGCUCAGCAUGCAAGCCCACUCGGCACCGCUCGACAUUCAAUUUUACAAAGCAGAUGGCGUCGAUGAAAACGUGGCUGUUACAAAAGACUGGAAUACGCAUGCAUUUGUCAGCUUCCACGGUUCUUGGAACAGAGAUCCGCCCACCGGAUACGGAAUCGUAAGGAUACCAUGGUCCGGAAAUGAACCUUCUGCCAAAGCGGACGCAAAGGAUGGAUACAGUUUCAUCCUCCAAGCAUCUGAUUUGGCGGCGUGCCCCAACGGGUGCUUCCGGCCAGUGGGUCUCGCGUUUGAUUCUCGAGGGAGAUUGUUCGGUACUUCUGAUACCACUGGCGAGCUGUUUGUUAUCCACAAGGCUACUGCCGCUAGUGCGGCGCUGAGGAUGGCUAGUUCUAGCACCUGGUUCAUCAUUAUUACGACAUUUAUGGCAGCUUACGUUAUUACAUGA